CGCCGAAAUAAAAUCAAAAAUGUCAACCGAACUUGUUUUGGUAACAGGCUUUGUUAGUGCUGAUAAAUUAAGAUGAAUAUAAUAUAAAUUAUUAUAAUGUGUUACCCGACGAUUUAAAAGGUACUUUCUUGUCAAAGAUGAUCAAGUUCCAAGGUAAGAACCUCUGUGAGAGGCAUAAAGAGCUUAAUUUAAAAGUAAAUGAGGCAGCCAAAAGUGAUGUGGAUUUCCGGGUGUUGAAAACAAUUAAAGACGAUUCUGAUGUUGAUCGUCUCUUCAAGAUAGACCUAGCAUCAAAAUGCAGAAAUAUUGAUUUUAUUAUAGACCAACUGAAAUGUGGUGACAACUUGUAUAUCACUAGAGCUCUCAAAUGUGAUUGGAUGUAUGGCAAUGACUUUGCUUAUAUAUUCAACCCAAAUUAUUUACAUGAGAAAAUAUUCUCCAUAAUGUCUGUAAAAAUUAAGCACAAGACAUUGACCGCAAUAUCCAUUCAUGUUAGGGAUGAAGGCAGAGCACAACUUUUUUAUGAGUACUGUACCAAUCAUAACUUGACAAAACAUGCUUAUAAAUUCCUGAUGUUUACAUCUGAAUCCUUCAAACAAAAGUUCUUGAGUGAUGAAGAGAAUUUUAAAAAUGUACAGCAUGAGCAUUGCAUCGCUUUGAUCGGCAAUUCAUUUCUUUUGGCUGAUACAUAUGGUAAAAUGGGAGGCCAUAUUAAAAAUAUCUCCUACUUGUACUCUAUCAAUGAGGACAAAUAUUUAGACCUUUAUGAGAAGUACACCACACCUAAAAAUUAUAUGGAACAUGUACAAGUGGGAGCAAAGAUAUCGAGAAGUAUUUUGAAAAAGCAUAAAAACAGAAUAUUGAAAGACUCUUCAUUAUAUUUAAGCAUGCUUAAAACAAGUGAAGUAGCAAAGUACAGUUCACCUGAAGAUGCACAGGUCUAUGCUACUGCUCUAUUACCAAAAGAUGUUAAAGAAUUCUGGCAAAUCAAUUUUUAUGUGACUUACAAGAACAUAUUGGAUUUGAUAAAAAUAGAUCUGUUCAAAUUCAUCAAAAAAAUAUUCACCGAUAAGUAUCCCUCAGAAAAAUUCGAAAUGAGUAAAGAAUUUUUUCUCUUUGGGUAUUACGAUUUAUUGAAUGAGGAUGAUAAAGAAAUAUGGGCUUUAAUGCAUUUGGAGAAGCAAUUAGGGAUCAUACCUGAGUAUGAGUAUUACCGCUGGUUUGAGUUUAUCAGCUUUUCAAAAACUUUUGAAGUAAUAAAGAAGCGAAUUUUUGUUGCUGUGGAUUGGGGUAAGAAGUUAGAAUUGUUACAUUUUUUGGUGAAGUCUGCAAAAACUCAUAAAGAAAUAUCAAAAGUACUAAUUUAUUAUUUUGAAACUUAUGCCAACGAAAAAAAAGAGAGAACACAAAGUUUUUUAGAAUAUGUUGUUGAGCAGCAUAAUGUACUUGAUUUUCCUGAUGCUUGCUGGAGUGUGUUUGAUAAACUAGUGAACAGUAUUGGGUUAUAUGCGUCCUUUUGCAAACACAACAUACUCCUUGACAUUUCUAUUCUGUAUCACAUGAUAACAAAUCAACCUUUUCCACAUUUCGACCUGAGUGUCUACUUGAGUGGCACUUUUUACUAUUGUUUCGAAAUGUUACCUUGUAAUAACAAAUUGAGUAAAGAGAGGAAAGAACAAGUAUAUGAUUAUAUGUUUAAAUUUUACAUGAAGAAAAUUGCAGUUUAUGAAACACAGGAUUACAAUGAACCAUUAAAAGUUGAAAUUCGACCAUAUUUGAAAAGUCUGGCGAGUUUGAAAUAUUAUUUUGAAAAUAAAGACGACUAUCCAAGCCUUGUUAUAAAAUUUAUGAAAUUAGACCUUGAAAAUUUCAAACAUAAUUUAGAAAUCAAAGAUCAAAUUUUUACAGAGGGAUAUUUGAUUAGGUGCUUGAAAAAAGAUCCCAUAAUGAUCAUUGACCAAUUCAACUUAAUUCAGGAAAACAUACAGUGGAAAGGAAAGACCGUAGCCAGCACAUUUUACGAUAAAAUGAAAAUUUAUUUUUCGGAAGACCUGGCAAAGCAGUAUUUAAGUUUGUGCAUAAAGACACUUAACAAUAUCUCAAGAGAAUACCCCAGGCUUGAGAAGAAAAAGUUUGUAUUUGUUAAUGUUUAUGCGAUAUUUAAACUCGGCGACGAGCUUAUUAAAUCAGAUAUUAUGGAGAAACAUGAACCUAAAGGCCCUAAAAUAGGCUGGAGAACGGAUUGUUACCAACAUUUUGUCCGAAUGGGUAUUUGUGCUUUCCAGGGUUAUUCUCGACCACCGAUGCCAUUCUCCAAAACUCGUCCUUACAUCAGAGGAGAGUAUUUGCGUCAUAGUCAGGGGAUAAUAAAUAUGUAUCUCAUGCAAUUAUCUCCGGACUCACUUGUGGCAUUCAUAAGAUUAUUAUUGAUAUCACCCUUGUCUAUCCAAAAGGUAGGUUUACGCUUAGCUUUCCAUGUUUCAAAAACAAGCGGCAAGAGAAAUCUAGUCAUAACUGUGUGGCUGAAUACGAAAUAUGAUUCAGUGCGAAAAAAUCUUUACAAACUAAUUGUUGACAGAGUCGGGAAUAAAAUAAAGCAACGUCAAGAAACAUUCCACGUUUUACUCAAGCUUACGUCCAACGUCAAAGAGGGCGACAAUGAUGAAAUAUUUAAAUACUUCAAAGGAAAUAAAUUACCUGAAUGUCUAAGAGGUUCGUAUUUACAAACUGCCUGGAAAGCUGUAUCGACUUUGCCGGAAUCUAGCCAGAAUGAUAAACGCAAAAUCCUGGUUAUAAAUGCAAUGAUAUCUAAUUUAAGAUUGUUGGACGAAGUGUUUGUUGAAGCAUUGAUCAAAGAUUUCCUCCAAAAAAUAUGGACUAAGCUAAAACAGAGUCCGGAAGAAAAUUGUCUUGCUAAUGAUAAAUUGGCUAACGCAACAUGGCGAUUUAUAAACGAAUAUAUUCUUGAUAUUCCGAAUGAUGGCAAAGAAAACAAAACUAUGAAGAUUGUAGAAAAUAUCAUAACUGAAUGCUUCCAACAUUGGAACGAGAAGCUUGAUGGAGAAUUUCAAUUCCAAUUGUUUUUCAAAGACUUUGUAAACAAACUCGAUGAAAACGCUUCAACCACUGAAACACAAUAUUCCAGAGUAACUCAUAUAUUCGAAUACAUGCUAAAAUCUUUUGAAGAGAGGUUUGGUAUAACUGAAAUGUACUCAUACUUUUGGGAUUGCCAGCUAUUGUUGUUAACUAGGAUAGCCAUAGACGGCAGAGAACAAUGUGACAGAGAUGUUCAUAUCCGUUUUGGAUUAGAAGUCGGCAAGUUUGUAAAGAAAUUGAAGGAAAAAAACUGUUACUACGUUUCAUUCUUACGAAAAAUUGUUGGCAAAAUAUCGAAAUGUAUGGAAAUCUUGUGCAGUUUAAAAUCUCCGCCAUUGACUGAUAGAUACGUGAAGAUUCUUGUGGCGUACGGACUAACUAUUUAUGGGAUGUACGAGACAAAUGUUCUUGCACUUGAAAUAUUACCUGAAGACCUGUCAGAUGGUCCUAUAAAUGAAGCAGAAUUGCAACAAAUUAUAAUGCGAAUCAAAAUACAAAACAACGAAGAACUCAACACCUUAAUGAACGAUAAGUUUGUGUAUAGUAAUUUAAAAUCAAGUAGAAUGAUGUGAUAAAUAUAAAAAAAAAUCAGACAUUGAAAAUCGAAAUCUGUGAUUGUAUGUGAUUUACUAG
Molecule: messenger RNA, 3729 nt
Organism: Cydia splendana
Lineage: Eukaryota; Metazoa; Arthropoda; Insecta; Lepidoptera; Tortricidae
Exons: 2
Coding region: 138-3668 (1176 amino acids)
Source: RefSeq, a predicted model, not a curated record